Amyelois transitella is the source of this 414-nucleotide messenger RNA. RefSeq lists its product as uncharacterized. The record is from RefSeq and is a predicted model, not a curated record. The transcript is spliced from 2 exons. The coding region runs from base 85 to 414 and encodes 109 amino acids. Lineage: Eukaryota; Metazoa; Arthropoda; Insecta; Lepidoptera; Pyralidae.
UGUUUCAAAACACACUGCGCAGACAUUUUACAAACUUUUAUUUUAAAACUAGAACAUAUUGAACGUAUUCUUUUUCAAAUAAAAAUGAACACUAAACUACUCUCAUUUUUAUUACUAGCCAGUAUGUGCUUAGUAAAAUGUGAUCAUUUAAUCUUGGGAGAUCCUAACAAUAAACAAUUGAUUUAUCAUAUUGUAGCAGAGUAUAGUGCUUACCCGUUUUUGAAGAGAACUAAAGACGUGUUCUACAGUAACCCAGAGCAAAGGAUAAUUAGCACAAUACUGGCCUACGAUAAUCUCCAGUCAAAAGCGACGGCUACGGUGACCGCUGGUGGCGUCGGAUACUCUUUCGUCAACAUUCGAAUGGACAGUGAAAGAGGGAAAGGACUAGAAUAUGAUAUAGGAAUAUAUUCUUAG